AUGCGUGGCGCAUUUACAUGGGGUCUAUUGAAGCAGUACAAAGAGUCUACCAUGGAGGCUGAUAAGAUUGUUAUCCUAGAACAAUUGGAGGAAAGUUUGCAUAAGGUUACACUCGCUUUUUUCACAUUUGUUCCUAUUGCCCUAGUUUGAGACCGCGGAAGAUUUCGCUAAAACUGGUGGGUUGACCGAGCUGGCGAGCAACUUAUCAGACGUGUCUAAACCCUUGAAGGCAAAGAUAGUGCGAUGUUUGUCAGCAGCCGUACAAGGGUAGGCGCACUGUGAUUGGCCCUUCACGUUUUCGCCCAGCCUAUUUAAACUAAGAUAGCGGAAUAUGAAGCAAUCAAAGUAGGCGAUUAAGCCACGUCUAUCGAAGGACUGGACGACAAAUGGAUUACUAUCAAGUAGCCCUCUUUUUAAUAGCUCAACAUACGAACGACUGAUCUCGUUUCAGCAAACUACCCAACUGAGUUGAAUAUAUUCAAUCAGUUUAAAGCGCUGCGGAAUGUAAUUAAAAUGCAUCCUCAUAUUUAGAAGCAGGUUUACGUACUAAGAUUGCAUAACCUGUCUGGAAAAAUGCAUGAGUUGUUUUUUAGUCCUAUGGAGAGGUUUCUGUAAUUUCGCAAGUCCUACCCGAAAUCGUGCCUUCUGUGAAAUAUGAAAAUGAAAACAAAACUUUACUUGCCUCUCCUGUCAAACAUCAAAUUCAACCUUGUCGGAACGAUUUUCACCUACAGUUUCAUAAAUUUCAGGUUUUCGAGGCAAAAGAUAUGAAACGUGUUGUUAGGCCGAUACUUGGGAUAAACGCGAUUUCCGAAGGCCUUAUGUUUUGAAACAACGUUAGGUCCCUUGCUGAGAUAACCACUUCAAGUAUUUUUGUCCUAAUCUCUGUUAGCAACUCACCGUCGAAGCACAGCUGCAUAGCAUUCAGUUCGCAUUUUCGGAUAAGUCGGAAUAUCUACUUUGGCAUGAUGGUUUUAUGCGUGACAAUAAGAAGUUUAGGACAAAUCGACGAGGCUAUAGUGGAACGAGCACGCAUUUCCACUUUGCUUUUAAAUCUUGAUUUGAAGAAUAUAUACAUACUAAGGUGGCUUGGGCCGCUACAACUGUUCCCUUACCCAAACCCCAGCAUUCAACUAACGGCUUAUUCUGGUCAUUUAUUUUUUCAUAAUAAGAUGCGAUCCAGUGAAAAAAAUCAUGUUCAAGGCUGGCAUUCUUGAGCAGAUGAACUCCUUAUGGCGGCAGGAAUUAACCAGCGAAUCGCCGAGCGCCAGAUUUUUGGCAGACUGUCUACUCGUGGUUUCCUCAAUGCUUCGAAACUAUCCGGCCGCACAAAAUGCAUUCUUUUCUGAACGGUCGGACACGGGAGAUGCAGUUGCCUUUUCUCUUCUCCGCAGCACUACGGAAUCACCUGCAUGGACGUGCUAUGACAAAUAUUGUCGCAGACUUAAGUUUCGUAUUUUCCGUCUUUUGGGCGAUCUCAUCGAUGAAAGGGUAGGGCUUCUUUUAAAAGUCCACAGUCCAAUAUAAUUUACACCAGAAUCUACCCUACACCUAAAAUUAUACUAGUCCUGGUUGGCUAAUUAACUUUGUUUGUAGUAACAGGUGUAUUUCUGGGCGCACUAUCUGUCUUGAUUAUUAUUCACUUGCAGUCUUUUCUAUGCGUGUUGACUCUACUUGCCUUUUGACACAUUUUUUGUCAGAAUUACCUCAAGGAAAUGGAAGCCGAAAAACGCAAAAUCUACUCUGAGUAAGUACUACUUUAGUGCAUUUUCGCGUUGUGUUGGAGAGACAGGUUCCUUAAAAUCAAGAGAGAGAGAGAGGGGAUAGAUAAUAAAUUUUUCAUAAUAACACAAGCUUGUGAGCAAUCUCACAGAUAGAAUCUCCUGCCUGAUUGCCUUAUUGGACGACAUUCAUGCGACCUUUCACCAAAUAACAGCAUUAAACUAUUAGAAACUAUUCAAAGGUAUGAAGGUAAUAAACUACGGGGUACCAAGCACUCCAAGGUGCAUUUGACUCCCUCUGGCAUGCUGCCACAUAACAACUUUGUCCUUUAAGGUUUGACCUGCCUACAGAAAUCAGGAAGCAUGGUUGGUGUCACCGUGUAGUGGAAUUAGUAUUGGAUAGCGAACUGCUCAAUACGCAUGUCAAUCUGGAGAGUGCUCUCGAAUGCGGAAAGGAGAUCGCGCAAGCAUGCUCGCGAAGAGACUUAUUCGCGGAGGACCAGGAGCCUGAAAAGCUCGCAGCCAAGCUAGACGUCCUGGAAACUGAGUAUGCGGGUCUCGCUAGAGCCGAUACAGAAGACGAUCUUCAGUACUACGAGAAAGUUCGUCGUUUGGUGGUGGACUUCCGAAAGGCUGUCUACGGCAGUGACUCACUUGCCACACCAACGCCGAUCCAUGUUUGAUUUUCUUUGAUCACGCUUGUAUCCAUUUGGCUCACGGCUUCACUGGGUUAUUUCAUUCUAGAAUAUAUUUUGCAGUUUGACAUCUUUCUUGCUUGCAUUCUACUAAGUCGAGCUUGAGGAUUUUAAAGCAGAGUCGAAGCCCUAUGCAGGCGUUGCAUUAGUCGUUACCUUAUCUGUAGAUUUUGGGCAUGGGAGGCGGAGCAGGAAAUCUCAAAUUUUAAUCGACUUGAUUUGGGGAAGUAUUCUGCUGUACAGUCGUCCGGUUUGGACAUAUUUUGCGUAAAUACUGUAUUUCCGUUCAACAAUUUUGGAAAUUAUUCUGACGGUCAAUUUGUUCCUUAGUCUUUCUGCGUACGUGCUGCGUGACUUUCGUCAUUUUUAUACAAAUCGAUAGGCAACGUAAUCGAUCGGUCGAAUACUUAUGUUACCAGGCAAUAUAUUUAUAUUGUUACGGUGUUUCUGAAAAUCAAUAGAAUAAGAGAGGCGAAAGAUAAGUUUUAAUAUUUCAUUCUGAGCCAACGAUCUAGGCCAUUUCUUGCUUUAAUGCUCUAGCGACGGCAGCUGGCUCCGUGAAGUUCUCUGACUCAAAUAGUGUGACCUCGUGUAGCUGCGAAUUCAUGACUUUUAAGUGCGGAAGGAUUUGAUUGUGCGGGAUUUUCUUCAUGAUUUGACGGGGUUGUCGGACAAAACCGAUGUGACCCUCCAAAACCCCAACACUAGAGGUCCACAAUUAAGCCGAGAUCUUCUCAUUCAGGUAGGGAGGUCAAAACUUGGUUGAUCACCAAAAGUUCCGGACCUGAUUUGGAUUUUUCGCACUUUUACAGAAGUUCGUUGUUGGAGUCAGGGUAUACGGGAAUAAAUGAGUAAGGUUUAUUGUGACCGCUUACGGGAUGCUCAAAGGUGCCCUCUUCUGGAUACUACUUCAUUGCUACGAAUUGAGAUGCAGGAUCUAAUACAUGAUUUUGUAGAAGCCCCAGUCUGAUUCUAUUCUAGGUUGCUUCUUGUCCAUGUGAUCUGCUUCUACGUCCGAGGAACCUGGUCGUGACCUAUUUUUUCAUGGUUGGCAACGAACUGGGGUAACCGAUCACACCAAUUGCACUGAGUCUGUUCUCAUGUAGGUUGGAGCUCGAAUCUCCUAUCCUCUGGCGAUCUCAGAACAACUGGGCUAUUGUCAAACGCCUUGUAGGCCCUUGCUUGAUCUUCGCUUCUGACAAGCCGUUGUCGUUGACAGAGGUCGGAAUGCUUGUUCUUUCGGCUACCGAUCAUUGGUUGACUCCUACCGUGCGCAACCCAGUUACUGGCAGUCAGAAAUCGAGGCUAAAUUGAAUCGAAACUUGCUUUUCCGUCAAGUCUGAUUUAGCUAGCACACAGAAUCCCCCGCCUUCUACUUACCUCUCUGUACGAAUGUGAAGUAGUGGGACCCGAAACCGAUCGCUGAUUGGUCAAAUGGGCCGAUGCGUGUCCUUUACUGACGGCUCUACUGACUGUGUUAGCUGGGGUUAUGAACCAUUUCACAUUCUCAAAAACUACAAUGAACAAACAUCACGUACGGUUAAUUUACUUUUUUUCCUAGACAGUGACGAAAAUUAAUUCAGCAAACAUUUAUUCGAAAGAAUGUUGCCGUGGCCGAGACAGGUUAAUUUAAAUUCCGGUGUUCCAGACAGCAAAAAUGCCUAACGAUCCCCAUAAGGCACGUAAACCUGCUUACAUUUCGCGCUACACGACGAGCCAGACGUUUAGAUUAAUGGUAACGGAUAUGAAAAAAAAACGAGUGUUUAGUUAUUCAUGGACAGUAAAGUACCCGUUAUCGAUUCAUAUUGACCCAACUGUGAAAAACUCGGCGGCUCAGUGGGAUUCGGACCCAUGCAUUAAGGUGCAGGCUUUAGUACAACCAACGCUCUAACCACUUAAGCUACGAGACCCCGCCGGACGACACGACAUUAAUCACAUUUGGGUCAAGUAACCUGCCCAACCUACUGCAACGUCUGGAAUCCACCAAAUCUGAUACAGUAAUUUGACUGCCCAAGUAGGAUUGUCUAAGUUAUUCACCUAAAAUUCACCAGAUGACUACCAGGCUCACGUAAUUCAUAGAUGUUAUCGUUUUCAGUGUUGAUGAUUGUCGAGCCGCAUAGCUACACGUUUUUUCUCACUUGCCGCGGAUCUGUCCUUUUAUGUGUUAGUAUCGGUGAAGUAGGUCGUUUUGCCGAUUGAAGGGUCGCUCGCAACUGCUACAUGGUCGAUACCUCAGGCAAGCCGCGUGAAUGCGUCAAAGUCGGAGUUUGCAUCCAUUUUCAGCGAUAUGGGCUUGAACCUGUGACUUUGGAUCUAGCCUCCUCCCUGCUAUUCACUGCUCAUACACCAUCGUUCGCAGUUGUCGGUCGGAUUCCCUGACAGCCCGGCACCGGAUAGUAGACGAGGGUACACAACUCAGAACUGUUGGCUAUAGUUUCCUUCUAUCCUUAACGGAAGUUAUUAAUAAGACUUCUUUUGUCUAAUCAUUCCAGCUAUUGGUGGGACCGUACUUGCGGCCUCUCGUUCACUUCGUGCUUCUGGAGAUGAGUGCAUACGGAUCUGUCAGUGGGGAAUGCAGAUUCUGUGGAAGUGGGCCAUCUGGUAUUCCCUGAUAACUCACAUCAAACAAAUUGCACAUGUUGUUCAGCAGAAUACCGCUCACGCAUAAUCAUUGAGGGAAGUAUUCAUCCGGAGAUUUUUAAAAAAGUUGGGUCGAAUCUUAUUUCAUAGCCGUACCUGCAACAGACAAGCCGCAGCCUAGCCCCCAACCCUAACCUCUAAUCCCUAAUCCAUAACCCCAGCCCCCAACCUUAGUCCCCAACCUCUAACCCUGAUCCCUAACCCUUAAUCGCAACCCCUAAACCUACUCACUCCCCCCUAGCCCCUAACCCUAAACCCUAACAGGUUUGGCUUUGAAAUGAGGUCUUGCCAAAAGUUGACGAUACCCGUGAAGUCUCCCUGCUUCAGGAGGGGAGUUAUGGGUGGUUGAAAUUUGAUUGAAGAGAUUUCCGGAGUGAUUGAUGCAUGAACACUACCCGCCGAAGAACUGGUGGAGACCUAGCCCCUAACUCAAAGGUAGCGAAUGCCGCAGGCCUAAUUGCUUCUGAGGCUAAUGCAUGCAAGUCGAGCAGUGUCUCAGUCACCAGACCGAUUACUAUCUCCCUUGUAUUUCGAGAACUCUUGAAUUCAAAUAGUCGGCAGAAUUUUUCACUUCAAAAUUCGUUGUGAUGUCUAAAGCCCGUUCAAUGGGAUGCCAAACUGCCCGUCGUUGGGCACUUUUUAAUGACCUUCCUCUGAGGUAGAGUUUACUGUCUGCAGACUCCUGUGAGAUCACGGUGACUGAUGGCUUAAUUUAAAUAGUGUCGCCUCAAUAAAGGGAAAACAGAUGGCAAGAUUCAUGAAUUAAGAUUCCAAGACUGACCGUGUGAAAAAAGGAGGACGUCUGCAUCACAUGGUUACUUACAGACCUUUACUACAGACCCCUGAUAGACUGCUUUCUGUGUCAUAGGCCUCGGAGUCUGUGGACUUCAUGCUGGCUAUGAAGCCUGACCCUUACGUGUGAGUUGCGCGACAAAAGUGACAGACAUGUGCACCCUCUAAAGUUCACGCGACAAUCCAAGCAUGGGCUGAGGGGCGUUGGACUGUCUUCACUAACAUGCACCCUCAGCAUAGACGGCAGACUUGGUGAUUUGGAUUCACUUCGUGUGCAUCGUGUGCUGGGUCAAGCACAGGGCCGCACAUGAGUGAAGGAAAACAAUUCGGUUCAGCAGACGGUGAACCCAAGAAAACCAGUGGUCAUCGUGCGCACUAUAUGGCCUCCAAGGUGUGCGUAAGUCGAGCACGCAUAAUAUUUAGGAGCCAAUUUUGGACCCUGCUGGCGUCGCUUCUGUUCACUUCUGUCGACCGUGAACACGUUUUGGGGUUUCAAUGCUUGGAGAAGGAAAAAAUACCAGGUCAUCCGUGCACUUGGUCUACUAGAACCAACUGAUUUGUAAGCGCGAAUUCUGUUAUUGUAAUUAGCGUUGGCGACCGUGUAGAAUGUGUUUAUGGGCGUCCUUCACUCUCAAUAGGAUCCAACCGAUAACCGGUGAGUAUUUCUAACCUGGACAUAAUUGCCCGAAAGGCUAUUUCCAUCUAUUUUAACUGAACAGUUAAUCAUACACCAACUAGAGGUCAGGAAGACUCCCAACUGAUCGAUUUUCCGGCUUGACCGCCGUACAGUGUACUGCACAUGUCUCACGGGGUCUUACUGACGCUUCCUCUCUUGUCUAAAUAACCAACCAUAUCUUGAGAGUUUACAAGUUCAGUGGCUGGUCUUAGACGCAAUCAUGAUCUCUCACAAGAAUAAUACCGGCAGCUGAAGGGGCUCCCUAUGGUGUUACCCAUCUCCAGCUUUCUUGUUGAAGCCACAGGGCAACAAUUAUGAGGUACGGCACUAUCAUUGACUAUUUAAAGGAGGAAGGAGACGUAUAGGAAAUUAUAUGCGACACCUGUAGUGCAGGGUACUGUGGUCACACUGCCUGGUAGCCCGCCUAUGUCUGGUAACGCGAGUCCCAAUUCGCUAUGUAGUACGGUUAACGCAAGCAAAAGAAUAAGUUGCACAUGGGGUGCGGUAAAUAACAUUAGGUUGCGGCUCUAUGGACAUGAAAUUCUUUACUUGGGAUAAUGUUGUACUCUUGGGAAAGGGAAGUGCUCACCGGAUAGAGGAAAUUGUUUAACUGACGUUUCGAAGAGCUUGGGCGGCUCGCCAUUAUCAAAGCGUCUAGUGCAAAAGUCGAUCAUACUCUUGAAUAGACAGCCGAAUUAGUUGACCUUUGGCUGUACGCUUGUGGUUGAUGCAGACACCCCGUGCUGAGGUGGCAGACCUUUAAAUGUCUCGUCUUCUUUCAUUACCUACGAUUGUUGUCAUAACGUUGUCGGAACCAUGCUAGAUGGAGAUAUGUGCUGGCCAACUGCGACAUCAAGACGCUUGACAUUUAAGUGCUUACUGGCCGAUAUCGGUCAGGUCAUUGGACAUAAUUGACGGUGUCGGACUUGAGCCGCUAGUAAAUUAUGCUUCGCUUAUUUAACAGGCAGUUAUCUAAGCCGUCAGUUAUUGCGUUAGCGACAGUGGUGACCUCGACGUGGUCCUAACACGCGGACGACACUUUAGUACUUCCUUACAUCCCUGCUAGCACUAGCCCCGUCUGGCCCCGUAUAGCCCCCGGGGCCAGACGGGGCUGGGCCCCGUUUGGGCGGGGCUACGGACGGGGCUACGACGGGGCUACGACGGGGCUGUGGACUCGAUAGCCCCGUCUGGCCCUGUCCUCGAAAAAAAAGCGCAGGGGGACGCCAUGCUUGAGCACGGAGAUCUCCUUGAUCAUAACCCCAAAUUUACGUUACCAGUAUUUUCCCUUUCCUAAUUCUCCGUACAGUAGGUUAUACUAUUCAACUUUUGAUCGCUGUACAUCCAUAACCCUUACGUGAACAAUAUGUUACUCACCUUCAUUUACAAUAGUGAAUGCAAGCUAAAAAGCUUAUAUUUAACGAUAAGAGAGCGAAAUCUGUCUAAAAUAAUGCAGAAUGACGUCAUUAGAAAGGAUGGAAAUUCACAAAAAUUUGGACGGGGCCUGGCCCCGUCUAGCCCUGUCUGGCCCCCGGGGCCAUGUGUUGGCAGGGAUUGCACCAUUAGAACCGAGGCCCUGUAGUUGCCACUGGCGUUCUGAGUAACUUUUCGCAAAAUUAGUCAAGUAUCUGUUAGACUGGAAUAGAAGACACAGGUAAGUCAUUUCUAGUACACCUGGUGGAAGAUAAUUAAGUCAUAGUUGCUUUUUUUGGAUCGCAGAACGAUCGGCUUCGUGUUUGAUCUUAGCAUUAGAAUCUUUAUGACGAACGGAUGGAGCGAGGCUCCCACCGUGCAAUCCCUGAAUAUAUUUACCACUAGAAAUCCGAGGAUAUUUCAUCCUGUUUUUUGAGAGGGAAUUUUAUUGGCAGAAUGUUGCUGCCGACAACGACAAGGAACGGCCAUCUCCGGCUUAUUAACCGUCGUCAGCCAGUUAUACCCAACCCCGAAGUGUGGAACACCCGAGCCUCGAACUCGCGACCUGCUAAGCAGAAGUCCAACGCCCUAACCACUGGGCCACGAGCCCGUUGCCCUGUCGGUUUCGAUCGGGAAUAUAUCAUUGUGGAGGGGCGCUCACCGAUCAUGCACCGAUGUGCGGCUGCUGGUUGGGCUCGAGAGAGAGUCCGUAAGGCGUAAUGGAAUGAGUAAGUUCCGUAAGAACGAUCGGUGAGCGCCCCUUCACCAUAGUGAAUUCUGUAUUUGCGAAAAUGACAUGUGGACUCUGCUGUAGUUUUGCGUUCCACAUUUUCUCAUAUUGACAGAGGCGUCAUCUACGUCACGGGGCCAUAUUAUUUUGCCUGAGAUUUCGAAUAGACCAUACCUCCAACUGUUUUAAGAUUGCUUCGAUCAGUAGUUCGGAUACUAACGAGUCCAUCGGGGUGUCGCCAUCCUCUUGUCAUCAAAUUGAUAGUAAUUCUCAAGGUGGCGUUUAAACAGGUCGAGAACGUGCUGGGUUGGAAUGCUGUUAGGAUUAUCCCGUGGGCACCUAGACACGCCUGAGGGAAACAGAACAAUGACGCUGAACGAUCGAAUGCAUUUAGAAGGAUUUAUUUUAUGACUUUGGGCCUUCGGGAAGUGCUGAUGGAAACCCCACCUCUCGCUAUUUAUUUCUCCCGAAGACAGACUGAUACAACCUGCUUAAAAAUCAGCGAGAACAGAUCAACCUUUCCAAAACCAAAUUUUUCGCACGUGUACAUGUAUACAUACGGAGGGAGAAGACUCGUAGGACACCCUGAGUAGCCUACAGAUCAACCCAAAGUCAUGAGAAGACCUAGCAUAGGACUGACUGACUGGAGCAGCGAUCUACGAGACCAACUGAAUUGCUGCUGUCAAAGCCAAAAGGGAAUUGCGCAAGCCCCAGGCGUCCUUGGUCCGCAACGUCAAUACCCAAGCCCUCCUAACAUGCCCGCGCUCGCAAUGCACAUUCUGCGCCCAGAUCAGCCCCGCCGAAAAUCUCCGGACUCAACACACCAGCCCAGUAGCCCUAACUGCUGUUUCUCAGGCCGCCCCUGCGGCGUCAACUACGACGGCCGCUGUAAGCACUGAUGCCAAAUAUCUCUAUGCCUCACAAUCAUUGGUCAGUGCCAUAUUCAUAAUCUCUACCAUAGCCUCCGCCUCGACGACGCCGGCUGCCAAACCUUCUACUCUUACCACCGUACGAAAUCUCUCCCGACUGUACGCCAACCGCCAUCCUCAGCAUUACCAAUCCCCACCCCAGCGAUGUGGACUCGAUCCUGACUUACCCCUGUCGCGGCCUCACGCAUUGGCCUGGCCGGUCUCCUGCGAAUCCUUCGUAUUGCGACUGGCGCACCGGUGCCAAAGCCCCAACAGGCACUCGCCGAAUCAGCCUGUACUAUCUAAACUGUCCAUGCACGCUCACACACCGCAUGGGCAUAAAUGGUCACACACGUAUCCAUAAAAACGAAAUCCACAGCACUUAGCAGGACUUGCACGUUCACCAUCUCUCCCAUUUUCAGUCCAAUCAACUUGCCUUUAACCAAUCUGACCACCACCAGCAGCGCCACAAUAACAACCAACCAGACAUUUCCAACCUAUUGUCAAUAGAAGCGAAGAGACGAGUCCCAGGAACUUGUCCUGAAGAAGGCGAAACGAUCGCUGGGACAAAAGCUUUAUUAGCCUGACUUUUCGGAUUCCUGCUCGAACCCAUCACCAGAGUCAGCAGCAGAUACGGGUGAUUCACGCACAAGGGGCUGCAGUAUUUAUAGGAUGCAGUCGCCAUGCUACCGCAUGCCUAUGAACAUUCACGGCUCCCCCCCCCUCCCCCCUUCAUCCGGGAUCGUUGCGCUUGUUGUGCUAAUUGUUUGAUAGCCGACACUCACGUCGUUAAUUGCUGCAAUUUUAUCACAUGCGUUGAAUGUUGGUGUGAUGAUUGCGCGACCAUCUGACGCAUCGACCCUGGUGUUGGGACAAGUGUUCACAUGUGCGCUCCCCGCGUGUCUAAUUACUCCGCCUAGGCGAAGUUUCAGCACCGAGCAUGCAAGGGGAAGUUCAUUGCACUUUUUAACUGAGUGGGGGCCAGUAAACCAACACCAGGGUCCCAACACCAGGGUCGAUGCGUCAGAUGGUCGAGCAAUCAUCCCACCAACAUCCAACGCACGUGAUGAAAUUGCAGCAAUUAUUGACUCGAAUGUCGGCCAUCAAGCAAUGAUCACACCAAGGGCGACGAUCCCGGAUGAAGGGGGGAGCCGUGAAUGUUCAUAGGUAUACGGUAGCAUGGCUACUGCAUCCUAUAAAUACCGCAGCCCCUUGUGCAACAACCACCCGUUUCUGCUUUUUUGUCUCUGAUGAUGGAUUCGAGUAGGAAUCCGAGGCGUCAGGCUAAUAAAGCUCUUGUCCCGGCGAUCGUGUAUCCUUCUUCAAAAAUCUCCAACCUAUCUUGUCCACAUUGUCACCGAACGUUUACCUCACGUAUCGGCCUAUUCGGUCACUUGCGAAUCCAUCGCAAAGAGACUGGUAGACCAGUGCCUGGAACACCGGCACACAUCAAAAGUCACCGCCUCAGUUACCUGCAUUGUCCCUGCACACUGGGUCAUCGCAUUGGCCUAUCUGGUCAUAUGCGCAUUUAUAAAAAACUUGCGGUAAAUCACCGCGGUCAUGACCACGCACUUCCCCAUCAACACAUAUAUCACUCACAAACACCUCCAAAACUCCACACCACCUUUCAAGUAAGUAGCAAGUGUGCUUUUUGACCCACCUCUCCCUGUGUCUCCUCUGUUGCAUGCGAAAUCCGAGUAUUCUACCCCCUUGUGUGUGAAAUGUUGGUGUGUGCGUACGGUGGGUCAGGUCGAGCUGUUAUCAGCUCUGUCAGCCGCCUCUCCUAAUCUCAGCAUCACUAGGUUGACCGGUUCAGGCAGUCGACUGAGGGAGGUAGACUCUCAACUCAUAAUUCCUCACUAUAAACCACCUGACGCGCUCGUGGUUAACACGUUAUGUCAAAAAGCCGUGGCCGAAUGUUGCCAACUGACGCUUCAACCCAGAGCUCGCAGUCAAUCCAGCGUGUGUUUGUGAGUUGGCUGACUGUCUGGUGGGGCGAGAGUCAGACUAAGAUGGCUCCUUCUUAGUGGCACUCUCUCACACAUGUAAGAUCCAACCGCUUACCCUUGUGUGAGUAAUCCUUGUGCGUGUGCUUGGGGGGGGGGGCAGGUCGUGCAUGCGACGCACGCUGAUGGGUGCUCUAGACUCGUCAUCCACUUCGCUCACUUCCUGUAUCAGACAUCUGACCAUCACAGACAGUGUGUUUGCGCCUGAGAGUGGGUAGAUAUUGUGAUGUCGACGGUCUCGGCGCAUAUUCCUCUCUAUAAUCAUUCUGACGUGCCUGAGACUACCAUACAGCGCUAAAAGUCGUGGUCUGGAAGGUUGCCAACACCUGACGAGAUAACUCGGACCUCGCAGUUGGCCCAACGCGUGUCUGUAUGGAGUGGCGGACUGGUGGGCUGAGAACCAGGGUUCAAUGGUUUCUUAUUAAUGUGGCCUCUAUGCGUUCUCAUCUAGUAGGCUCCGAGCCGCACCAUCGUCUCCUGUUGUGUAAAAUCCUGGUCAGUGUACGUUGUGGAUCAGAGGGUGUGGUGGCUCGCGAGUUUUCACCCUCUCCCGCCUCCGGUCUUCUUGAUUUUAUCUUGACACCAGAUCCAGGUGGGGGAGAAGGAACGGAUUCGGUAGAUGUUACGCUAGUCCGCUAUAACUUUAAACUUACGCGCACUGUUGUGCAGCACACGGUGAACAUAGUCGGCAUCUGCAUCGUGUUGUACUUCUGACUAACAGGUCGCGAGUUCGAUCUCCAGGUGUUCCACACUUCGGGGUUGGGUGUGAUUAGUUAAUGAGCCAGAAAUGGCCAUUCCCGUCCCGCUUGCUUUUGUCGGUAAUGUUAUUCUGCCUAUAUCCUGCACCGCUGUGCGGCCACUGACUGGGCUCGAGAGAAAGACCUAAGGCACAACAGGACGAGUGAGUUCCGUAUCCGAAAGGAUCAUAUGCUGAGGUCAUUCUAAAUUAUGGGAGCAGCUCAAAAAAGAACAGCAAUGACAAUCUCCUAUGGAAAGAAACAGCUCCCCUGUAUCGGUUGUUUCAGUCCAACGUAUGUCCAAUCAGUUUUGCGAAGAACUGCCUCAAACACCAGGCACAACCUCAAGGCGCAACACUCUAAAUGGACAAGUCGUGGCACAGAAAUUUUUCUCCCCAUCCUAUAAACAGGGAACCUCUGAAGUGAUCGUCCGGCAAUUAUAUCGGUUCGCCAUCCGCAUUGCCCACAAGUCAGAAUUCUCUCGAAUAACGUAUCAUAUCCUAAUAGAGCUAAAAACAAAUGUGACCCAUUGCAUCCCCUGUGCUAAUUGCCCCUGCGUGUAUUUUGGUCAUACGGUCGACGCAUGGGCACCCUUACUCAUGGACGCAAACCAACUGCCCGUCACCGUCACCCACCGCCCCUCGCCCUUGCUCACACAUGCAAGCUCGACUACCGAUUUAAUUGAGAUGACACUGAGGUCGUUAUCGUGGCCAACACAAAACGAGCGCGUGAAUUCCUUGAGACUCAGUGCUCCAAUGCAAACAGUACUAAGUGCCAUGAUGACUUAGACGCCCAUUUUGAGGGCCUACAAUCACGGCCAACCGCGCUCUGCCCCCAUGCCACAUCAAGGACCGCUAAUCCAGUCGACCGCAUUCCCGCUAACCUACCAUCCUUCCUCAUAGGGUGAAACACAACAAUAUAGGAUAAAGUCAACCAGGAACUUCGCCUACAUAAUACCGCUUAUAUUCGUGAUCAUCAUAGCGAGCUCUAAACGUGUUAUCACAUAUGAUUUUAGUUUCAGUGGUAUUGGAGAAACAUCCGCUCAAAUUCCGGGAGUGGUUUGGCCAUAGAAGUCAAUCCCUGCAGAACCUAUCGGAGUUUAGUUCAUUCUGUCCCCCAAACGAACCACCUGAAGAUGCCCAGGAAUAACACGGGCUCAUAUCGGAUACUAGCAGGCAUUAUCCGAAUGAGCACCAUAAAAGAUGCCAACUGGCAGACCCCGUUGCCGCCUGACGUCGCGCACAGUGGGAACCCUGCCGACCUCCCUUGUUGUUGGUGGUUAAGAUUCUCGUCAUUUGCUGUUUGGAACAGGGGACGUGGAGUGAAGCGCCAAGGUGCGGACCCGACCGUGACAUCCAGCUGCGCUCUCCCCGCCUUCGGUCAUCUUGACUCUGUCUUGACAGAGGGUGCAGUCGGGGAGGAGGGGAAGGAGGAGGGAGAGGAGGAGGAGGAGGGGGAGGAGGAGUGGGAGGAGAGGGUGCGGUAG
This is a messenger RNA of Spirometra erinaceieuropaei, 13801 nucleotides long. The record is from the annotation of a GenBank genome assembly. Lineage: Eukaryota; Metazoa; Platyhelminthes; Cestoda; Diphyllobothriidea; Diphyllobothriidae.